Molecule: messenger RNA, 3009 nt
Organism: Penicillium riverlandense
Lineage: Eukaryota; Fungi; Ascomycota; Eurotiomycetes; Eurotiales; Aspergillaceae
Product: basic helix-loop-helix domain-containing protein
Exons: 1
Coding region: 1-3009 (1002 amino acids)
Biological process (GO): SREBP signaling pathway; positive regulation of transcription by RNA polymerase II
Molecular function (GO): protein dimerization activity
Source: RefSeq, a predicted model, not a curated record
AUGGAUAGUGACUUUCAACUGUUCUCCCCUCCACGUCAGGAUGGCGGGGAAAACGAAAAUGGCAACCAGGACUGGACGCAAUGGAUGAGAUGGGACGACCCGAUGUUUUUAGAAGGUGAUCAUAAGCCAACAAGCUCCAUGAACCCCCGGUUUGUUUCACCUCGUUCAUCUACUGGCUCCCAAGGCCAGAUUCACCAGCAAGACUUCUCACCGCGACUUCCACUGGGAUUGAUGGAAAUUUCCCCGGAGGGGACCGUCAAUGGCUCACAGCCACAUCGACCGCAGCAGUCUGGCAUGAUAUCACCAAGUUCGAGUAUUGGGACCAGUCGAAAGCGAAAAACGGGAAGUGAUGAUGAUGCAUCUACCUUCACUGGUCCGAUACAAUCUAGCACUGGCAAGAAGGUGCCUACCCAGAAGCGAGCUCACAACGUCAUUGAGAAACGAUACCGUGCCAAUCUGAACGACAAAAUUGCCGAGCUGCGAGAUAGCGUGCCCAGUUUGCGGGCUUCAAAGAACUCUAACGGAGAUUCACCGGAUGAUGAUGACGAGGCUGACGGCGUGAUGCCGGCGAGUAAGCUGAACAAGGCCUCCAUUUUGGCCAAGGCGACAGAAUACAUCAAGCAUCUCGAGCUUCGCAACAAACGACUGGAAGACGAAAACACGUCGCUGAAGAACCGUUUACGUCAGGUGGACAAGGCAGCAGACCAAGCUGUCACUUCUGCGGCUUCUGUUUCCCCACCUAGCAACUGCACCGUAUCGACCGCCUCCGGGCAUACCAAAUCCCCGAGCGUGUUCUCGAGCCCUGAGGAAAUCUCCAGUGAGAGCUCGCCUAUAUCCAAAAAUCCUCCCGAGGGCCUCAUUCAGGUUCCCGAUUCCUGGAAACGAUUCCGAGCGGAGACCGCGCAGCAAGGGGCCUACGCCGAGUCGUAUAUUAAGCACCCAUCAAAUACCGAGAGUACCCGCGAGACCAAACGCCGCCGAUCAAAUAUGCCCAACAAAUACAUGUUGGGAGCGCUAGCAGGGCUCAUGGUUCUCGAAGGCUUUGGUUCAGACAAGUCAGAGUCGGACGCGAAAGGCCUUUUUGCUCUUCCGUUCAAUCUCCUCCGCCGCCUUCAAUCACCUUCCGUUGCGCACUGGGAAUACUGCCUCAAGAAUUUCUGGUAUUCAUGGCACGCCCGGGCUAUCACCCACUUCUUGGCUCUCGCCACUUUAAUCGUCGGCAGUGCGUUUGUGGUGUUUGUCUAUCUUUUCAACGCACAGCCCGUUACCCAGCGAGCGCCGUCGAAGGAAUCCGAGGGCAAGGCUGGACCGGCAACUUCUAGUGAUUUCCGCCGUCAAGCCUGGCUGACUAGUAUGCAACGGGCUGGUGUGCCACGGCAUAGGUUCUUCCACGAGUGGUACGUGGUAACCUCGAGAUGCUUUGAAUAUGUCCUGCGAUGCUUUAUGGGGUGGAAGCUCUACUCCUGGGCCACAGGGAUCACACAGGAAGAUGAAAUAGGUCGUGUGAAAACGUGGGACAUUGCUAUCGACGCGCAGCUUACGGGUGGUGACCCCGAAAUCAGCAAGAGCCGGCUUGUCCUCACGAUCUUUGCUGCGGGAACGCUGCCCAGCACCCCGAUGCGGAUGAUGCUCAAGGCAUUGCACAUUCGAAUUUUGCUCUUCAGGGUUGGUGAACCAGGCUCGUGGACCUUCCAUAUCUCCAAUGACGUCGCACGUGCUCUAGCCAGAUACCAAUGGGGUAUUGCGAAAUCCAUCAACGAUUCAUUGCCCGAGAGCCAUUCAGACGCUCUUCCCAGUAACUUCGCUGCGCUACUUGAUCUUGAUUGUGACGAGGUCAUGACCGACACUAUUAUGCAAAGGGCUGUGAAUCUUACAUGGAAUCAGCCUACGCAGGAGGGUAGUGUUGACGACGAGGUUCUUCUUGAUGUGGUGGAGGAGGAUCCCGCGAUUCAAUCUUCCAUGGAUGCUCUCGCAGCGUGGUGGUCCAGCCACCUGCUCCAGAACGCGCUCCUCAACUACUUCGAAGCGAGCGAAGGAGGCCCAGUGUCGAAGGCGAGCCGCGAUUCUUUCAAAGAGAAGAUUCGUAUGUCUCUUGAUGUUGCUCCCCGUCUCUCCGCAGCAUACACCCGCGCGCUUGUCAUGAAAGCGGUCUUCUUUGAACAGAACCGAAUCCAGAACGUGAGUGCGGUUCUCGCCGCCCUGCCAGAGGACAAGAGACAAGGCGAGCAGAGCCAUGCAUCGAAUUUCCUGGACUCGUCGCUUCCAGUUUCUGUCCGUGAGGAGAUUUCUGUCGCCGUGCGCUGUGCUAUGAUCGCAGCCAUCGUCACUGCUCGCUCCACCGGCGACACCUCAUUGCCUGCAUCUUUCACCGUUGACAAGGCGAUCAGUAUAUUCAACCAGCUUCCAAUAGAUCCCGUCGAGCUCACCCUGCUGGGCUUUUCUGCGGUCUACCACCUCCUGCACCUCCUAGCCUCUGAUGUGGACUACAUUGCCUCAUCCGAUUCAUCCCCUUCCUCACCAGUCUCCGAGGCUGCAUCCUCCGCCGACGACGAAGCAGAUGACAAACCCCGGCCACUCGCCAACCGCGCCAUCUGUCCACAAGACAUCCCGAAUCUCGGCCGAGUCGCCGCAGAACUGAUCUACUGGGCGCGCAACGCCUACAACCCCGCCUUCUAUGGCUUCUCGUCUGACCUCGUGGAUGUCGUGGUGAAAUCAUGCUCCGAACUAUGCGAAAACGCCGGCAUAGAUGUGAACGACUACCUCCACGCCGUACCUGAACCGUCCCCAUCGAAGCAGCGACGCUGGCGCCGCCGCCGAGGCGGAUCCGACCAGUCGGUCCUUAGUGACGCCGAUCAAGAUCAAGAUGUGAUGGACAUGCAAUUCACUGAGCCUCUGCGGAGGGAACGGUCCGCUAGCAAAGAUACGGGAUAUGGCAGUUUGAGCAUCGAGGAAGAUGUUCAGCAGGCUCCCUAUAAUGCUCCUGGGAAGGUUCAGGAGGUUUCUGCUUGA